This is a messenger RNA of Eruca vesicaria subsp. sativa (arugula), 735 nucleotides long. The record is from the annotation of a GenBank genome assembly. Lineage: Eukaryota; Viridiplantae; Streptophyta; Magnoliopsida; Brassicales; Brassicaceae.
CAAACUCUCUCUGUUAUCUCAUUUUCUCUCAUUCUCUCCAUCUCUAUCCAAGUUAGGUUUCAAUAAGCUAAAAUCAUGGCGAUAAAGAAGUCGAACAAAGUGGCAGCGUCACAAGCAGCAACUAUAAAGAAAAUCUUGAAGAGAUGCUCGAGUCUUGGAAAGAAGAAUCAAGGCAGUUGCUACUUUAGUGACGUGCCGAAAGGUCACUUCCCGGUCUAUGUUGGUCAACAAAGGAGUCGUUACGUGGUCUCAAUCUCAUGGCUAGCUCAUCCUGAGUUUCAGACACUACUCCAACUAGCUGAGGAAGAGUUUGGGUUCGAGCACGACAUGGGUCUCACUAUCCCUUGUGAUGAAGCCGUCUUUCAAUCACUCAUCUCCAUGUUCAGAUAGAACUUGAUCUUGAGAGAGACUGAUUUAGCUUAAUUGGUAAUCUCUCGAGAUUAUGAAUUUAUGAUCCCCUUCAAGGGUUUGAUCACAUUGUCACACUCUAGGCUCGGAAGACUGAAACGUCAAACUUUAUUAUCAAGAACAAUGAAAAAUAAAUAUAUAAUAUAUUAUGGGAUUUAGAAUUUUUUUUUUUUACUUAAGAAGACGGAAGUAAAUGGCCGAGCUAAUUAACCACUCUCUUGGAAUUUUUUUUUGUUCCUUAGUAUAAUCUAGUUUCGAAUAUGUAUAUUAGCUUGGGUGGGCGACUUUUCCCUCAAGUCAACGUGUGUUGUUGACCGUUGGUUCUUA